UCCACUGUUUCCUCUUCCCUUCCAACACUGCUCUGCUACUCUGCCUCUCUUUUCUCCAGCUCACUCAGGAAGAAGACAGAGAUAUCUAGAAGCCAUGCUUGAAGAGUCGGUGAGCUUAGUCCCUUCAGUAUGGGCGACCAUGAACAGUUGGUUCACCCCCACCGUCCUCUUCGUCUUCCUCAACCUCAUGAUCGCCACCAUUGCCCUAACCUCGAGCCUCAACAAGCCCAAUCACCCUGAGGAAGAGAACCCCCAGCAGGAGCAAGAAAUCCCUCUGAAUCUCCAGAGAUCUCCAUCUGUCUUGCAGAGGCUCAAGUCUAUCAACUUUUACUCCCCCAGAUCCCCGCCGACGGAGACCCAUUACGCCGACGACAGCUACGGCUCUGCUCCCCUGCAAGAAACGGUGCACGAGAACGGUGAGGAGAAGCCCAAGCCCUUCUUUGCCAGAUCUCCUUCCAUUGUGCUGCAGCGGCUCAGGUCCUUCAGCCUUUACUCCGGCAACUCGUCUCCGGAGCCCGCCGCUCCUUCCCCUCCGACCAGUGACCGCAACCGCAACCGCAGCCUCGAGAAGCCCCUCGCUAGGAGAACCCACUUGAGCUUCGAGGAUGCCCGCGAGGAAGAAGAAGCUCGGGAGCAAGGGUUCAGAGCUGGAGCCGGCAAGGAGGCGGAAGAAGAGCCAGAGGAAGGAGAAGAGCUUGAAGGGCACGACCAGUUUGAAGAGCGUAGCUCUUUCGAUGAGAUUUACGGCCAGUUGAAGGGCAAUCAGGUUUUGAGGACCGAAUCCGAUAUGAAGCCAGCAUCAGGGGAGAUUCCCACAAAGCUAGCCAAGAAGAUGAAGAAGUCUGCAAGCGCAAAAUCUGCGUUCGCACACUUUGAGGAGGACGACAUUGUAGAGAGAGUCAGACCUUUUAGCGCGAGGGAAGGGAAGGCUAAAGUCAGUGAUGAUGAUGAGGAAGAGGGGGAAGGGGAAGUUGAUGCAAAGGCGGAUGACUUCAUCAACAGGUUCAAGCAGCAGCUGAAGCUGCAGAGGAUCGAUUCCAUCACGAGGUAUAAGGACAUGGUAAAUAGAGGAAGCAGUAGAUGAUCAGAACAAAAUCGAAGGUGUUUCGUUUUGUUCUGUGGAUGAAUGAAUUCCUUAGCAUUCUGUGUAUUUUGGAUGUCAAUGUUAAUGCUUGGAAAGUAUAAGGCUUUCUUUUUCCUCUCUUUGUUUUUUUUUUUAAAUUUUGUUUAGUUAUUCCCUAAGGUUAGAUCAAAGAACUUGGUCCCGUAUCUACGUUUUUGGUUGAACAUCCAGUUCUAGUUUAUGAUGACUAUUGCCUUCUUGAUUCGGAGUUGGCACUGCUGAUCUCGUAAGCUGCAGACUGUUCAUUGCAUUAUAUGGUAAGAGGAGGACAUGGUAGAUGGAGGGUGUAGUAGGUAGCAACACUGAGGGAGAGGGAGACAGGUCGUUUCCUUUUGGUUUGUUGGGUUAAAUCUGUAGGUUACCCAAGAAAACAGGUCCAAUUUGUAGCAGUGCUGUUGAGAUUUGUUGUUACUGCUUGAUGAUAUGCUAUUGAAGUAAGUGAAUCAUUCUGGUGCAA
Punica granatum (pomegranate) is the source of this 1580-nucleotide messenger RNA. The record is from RefSeq and is a predicted model, not a curated record. Lineage: Eukaryota; Viridiplantae; Streptophyta; Magnoliopsida; Myrtales; Lythraceae.